Messenger RNA from Penicillium malachiteum, 1698 nucleotides. RefSeq names its product CocE/NonD family hydrolase. Lineage: Eukaryota; Fungi; Ascomycota; Eurotiomycetes; Eurotiales; Aspergillaceae. The transcript has 4 exons. The record is from RefSeq and is a predicted model, not a curated record. Gene Ontology annotation, molecular function: dipeptidyl-peptidase activity. The coding region runs from base 1 to 1698 and encodes 565 amino acids.
AUGCCAAACCCCAUUCGAGAUGUUCAAACCAUCAUCGACAGCACGCACCCCUAUAUCAUUUACCAGAACGUUUCUGUUCCCUUGAGAAUCGGUGGCGUGAUUCGAUGCAAUGUGUACCUCCCACGUGGAGUGUCUGAGGGUGGAAGAUACCCUGUCAUCGCCAGCUACGGGCCUUAUGGCAAAGAUGUGCCUUACAAGGACUUCAAAAUAUCCAGCUUUCAGGACCUGAACCCAGAGUACCAGACCGAUCAUUCCUCCUGGGAGACUCCUACCCCCUCGUACUGGACGCGCCACGGAUAUGCUGUGCUCCGGGCUGAUGAACCAGGUACAGGUCAAUCACCUGGCCCGUUGAACCAACUCUCUUCCACUACCUUUGAUGCUUACGAAGAGUUGAUUGAAUGGGCUUCCCAGCAAAAGUGGUCAACUGGGAAGGUUGGCCUGUUGGGUGUGAGCUACCUCGCAUUGACUCAAUGGCAGGUUGCCGCGCGCCAACCAAAAGGCCUGGCCUGUAUGAUCCCCUGGGAAGGGUUAUCGGAUUAUUAUCGCGAUGGAGAACGUCAUGGUGGUAUUCUUUCUUCGAAUUUUCUCAAGGUCUGGUAUAACCGCCAAGUGAAAACCAACCAGUAUGGUCGCCCAGGCCGUGAGGCCAAUAAGCGUGGCCCUGAUACUGUCGACGGAGAUCUCACCGAAGCUGAAUUACUUGCCAAUGAAUGGAACGCACCCAAUGACUCUGAGCAGCCCAGGUAUAGAGACGAUGAACGCUGGGCAUCUAUCAAUUACAAUUUGGAAGACGUCAAAGUCCCAUUUCUCAGUGUUGCGAACCUGGGUGGCCUUGGUCUGCAUCUCCGCGGCAACGUUGAGGGAUUCACUCAUGCUGGGUCCAAAUUGAAGUAUUUGCGAUUCAUUGUCGGUCGACAUGAUAUUCCCUUUUAUUAUGCUGAGGCGGUCGAGCUGCAGCGGAGCUUCUUGGAUGCCUUCCUCAAGAACGAUGAUCGUGUCGGCUGGUCGACAGGCAAGGCUCCUAGAAUCGACCUUGUCCUCCGCAAGGGCGAUGUGGGUGUCAAUGAUCCCGAGGCGGAGCUCGCUUUUCCACGACGAUCUGAAAAUGAGUGGCCCAUUGCUCGUACCAGGUAUACACGCAUGUAUCUGACACCAGACAAUCAGAUGACACUUGAGUCGCCGUCUACCGAGCUGUCCAAGCUCAUUUACCGCGCUUUGGGAUCAUCGCAGUCUCCUCAACAUUUGGACUUCCUUACUCUGCCUUUUGACACAGAAACAGAGAUUACUGGCCACAUUGUUGCUCACUUGAACGUCUCUGAAAUCCUGUACACUGGCUCAUCGGGUGAAGGUGUGCCCGUCACUCGCGGCUGGCUUCGAGUUAGCAUGCGUGCCACAAAACCAGACCACCCUCGUCACCGACCCUGGUUGCCCUACCGUGAGUACUGCUCAACAGACGUUCUGCCUGUGAUUCCUGGGGAUAUUUACCCCGUUGACGUUGAAAUUUGGCCCACCAAUGUUGUUGUUGACAAGGGUGGUCGUCUUCUCCUGGAGGUGAGCUCGGGAGAUUCGAAGGACAGCGGUAUUUUUCAGCACACGCAUCCACUUGAUAGGCCCGCGUCGAAGCUUCAAGGCACGAACCACGUGCAUUUUGGCCCUCAAUACGUCAAUUACCUAACACUCCCUGUCAUUCCUAACUGA